CAGGGGGGUGCGGGUGAGCCCACGCUGCGUGGCGACUCGGACCUCGGAGGGCGACACCGUGUCCCCGUGUGUCACCAACGCACACACUGCUAUGAGCCCUGCUUCGACGUGCGUGUCAUGGCUUAAAAAUAGCUGCUGAUCGGUCAGCGGGUCUCCGGCAGGCAGCCGAGCCUGGCGGCGGCGGCGACAACGGGAGAGCAUGGCCGUGGGGCCGCCUGCGCCUGCCACCGGCCUCGGGAACUGAGACCCCGCGCGGCGCUCGCUCGGAGGAAAGCUACCUGGCAGCCAACCCCAUCACCACCACAGUCACCCCUGCGGCUGCUGUGAUUGCUGCUGCCUCUAAGAUGUGCCCUGGGAACUGGCUCUGGGCCUCCAUGACUUUUAUGGCCCGCUUCUCCCGGAGUAGCUCGAGGUCUCCUGUUCGCAACAGAGGGACCCUGGAGGAGAUGCCAGCCGUUCAACAUCCCUUCCUCAAUGUCUUUGAGUUGGAGAGGCUCCUCUACACGGGCAAGACAGCCUGCAACCAUGCCGAUGAGGUCUGGCCAGGCCUCUACCUCGGAGACCAGGACAUCGCUAACAACCGCCGGGAGCUCCGCCGCCUGGGCAUCACCCACGUCCUCAACGCCUCGCACAGCAGGUGGCGGGGCACGCCCGAGGCCUACGAGGGGCUGGGCAUCCGCUACCUGGGCGUGGAGGCGCACGACUCGCCCGCCUUCGACAUGAGCGUCCACUUCCAGACGGCGGCCGACUUCAUCCACCGGGCGCUGAGCCAGCCUGGAGGGACGAUCCUGGUGCACUGCGCCGUGGGCGUGAGCCGCUCCGCCACGCUGGUGCUGGCCUACCUCAUGCUGUACCACCGCCUCUCCCUCGUCGAGGCCAUCAAGAAGGUCAAGGACCACAGAGGCAUCAUCCCCAACCGGGGCUUCCUGCGGCAGCUCCUGGCCCUGGACCGCAGGCUGCGGCAGGGUCUGGACGCCUGAGCCGAGGGCGCGGGAGGUCAGGCCAGGCCCGCGGGGGGUCCCCGGCUCCCAGCCGGGGAGAGGAGGUGCCGGUGGCAGGUGGCGGGAGGCCCGGAUGGCCCGUCCUCCCGCGGUGGCGGAGCAGGGAGGCCUGGGCCCGGGGCUGGGGGCAGUGGGCAGCGUGGUGGGCGGCGGACCAGGGGCCGAGGUGGCUGGGUGUGGGCAGAAGAUGGGGUUCGGGCACCGCCGCGCCCCAGCCGGGGGCUCCCAGGGACGCGCGGUCCCUUCCCCUCUUCGUGCCCGAGCGCUCCCGUCUCUCGUUUGCCGAAACGCAAGGGCCGCCUCUGUGCUGUGCCCGUGCCGGGCGUGCUGGGCGUGCAGGGCAGGGUGGCGUGGAGACCGCAGCGGCGACAGACACACGGCGACAGACAGACACACGGCGCGCAGAGCUGCGGAGCCAGAGCGACGACCCGCAGAGCGAGCGGGGCUGGGAGGGCUGGCACCGCGCCCUCGGGGGCUGCUCGCGCCCAGACGUCAGGGGCGCUGGACGGGGGGUUCACACGGUCACCGCUCACUGCGCGCGGGUGUCUCGAGGAAAAAUAAAGAGAGGGGGAAAGCAAA
Cynocephalus volans (Philippine flying lemur) is the source of this 1580-nucleotide messenger RNA. RefSeq names its product dual specificity phosphatase 26 (gene DUSP26). The coding region runs from base 345 to 980 and encodes 211 amino acids. NCBI's taxonomy places the organism in Eukaryota, Metazoa, Chordata, Mammalia, Dermoptera, Cynocephalidae. Gene Ontology annotation, cellular component: cytoplasm. Gene Ontology annotation, biological process: negative regulation of MAPK cascade; protein dephosphorylation. The transcript has 4 exons. The record is from RefSeq and is a predicted model, not a curated record. Gene Ontology annotation, molecular function: MAP kinase phosphatase activity; protein tyrosine/serine/threonine phosphatase activity.